AGGAGACCAAUUAACUGGGGACACCUGGCCGCAGCCCCAGGUGCUACUUAAGCCCAGCUGCCCGGAGUCACGGGGCCUUCACGACUCUCUCCAAGACUGCUGUGGGGAAACUCUCGCCGGGAUCCUUUCCCCUCGCCCAUCCUCUCAUUCUUUGUGUGUUUUUGGUGUUGCCACAAUAGAUGUGCCGUGGUUUUUGGAAACCCUUGAACGUCUCUCUCUCUCUUUCCUUUGUCGCCUACGAGCCGGUCAUAACACAAGCAACGAAGAAAUUCUUCGGCAACCUCAAGUGUUGUUUUUGUCAACACACCCGUGGCAGUACUGAAAAUAGAAACUUGAAGUUGGUCUUGGGACAACAAAGGAAUUGUACAGGUUCAUAGCAUGUGUGUAGCUUAAUGAACCGUGAUUACGAUGAAGACUUUAUCUUUCAAAAUCACCUCGGACCACUUUCUGCUGUGUCUCUUCCUGAGUCUGCUUUGGGGCAUCACUGAGACGACCACUUCAUCAACAAUCCUUACAACAACAGAGAAUCCUCCCCGUAAUGCAGAAGGUUUCCAAACAGUUACACAAACAGAGACCAGUAUAACUCUGGGGUGGAAAAAUGUGCAUGCAACCUUCAACUAUACACUUGUGUUCAAUGGAACGGAGAUUAAUGUCAUUGCAUCAGCUGAUCCUGAAGUGAAACAUACAAUCCCAGAUCUCACAAGUGGAACUAAAUACAACUUCCAGCUCUUCACUGUGUUUGAAUAUGCCAAAAGCACUGGAGUAAACCUCCCUGCAGUCACAGCUCCCCGUAAUGCAGAAGAUUUCAGAUCAGUUGAACAAACGGAGACCAGUAUAACUCUGGGGUGGAAAAAUGUGGAUGCAACCUUCAACUAUACACUUGUGAUCAAUGGAGAGGGGAUUAAUGUCAAUGCAUCAGAUGAAACUGAAGUGAAAUACACAAUCCCAGAUCUCACAAAUGGAACUAAAUACAACUUCCAGCUCUUCACUGUGUUUGAAUAUGCCAAAAGCACUGGAGUAAACCUCACUGCAGUCACAGCUCCCCGUAAUGCAGAAGGUUUCAGAUCAUUUACACAAAAUGAGACCAGUAUAACUCUGGGGUGGGACAAAGUUGACGAUAUCCUCGACUAUACACUUGUGUUCAAUGGAAAGGAGAUUAAUGUCACUGCAUCAGAUGAUAUUGAAGUGAAACACACAACCUCACAACUCAUCAGUGGAACUAAAUACAACUUCCAGCUCUUCACUGUGUUUGAAUAUGCCAAAAGCACUGGAGUAAACCUCACUGCAGUCACAGCUCCCCGUAGUGCAGGAGGUUUCCGAACAGUUACACAAAAUGAGACCAGUAUAACUCUGCGGUGGGACAAAGUUGAUGAUAUCCUCAACUAUACACUUGUGUUCAAUGGAAAGGAGAUUAAUGUCACUGCAUCAGAUGAAACUGAAGUGAAACACACAAUCCCAGAUCUCACAAGUGGAACUAAAUACAACUUCCAGCUCUUCACUGUGUUUGAAAAUGCCAUAAGCACUGGAGUAUACCUCACUGCAGUCACAGCUCCCCGUAGUGCAGGAGGUUUCCGAACAGUUACACAAAAUGAGACCAGUAUAACUCUGCGGUGGGACAAAGUUGAUGCAAUCCUCAACUAUAGAAUUGGGCUCGAUGGAAAGGAGAUUAAUGUCAAUGGAUCAGAUAAUACUGAAGUGAAACACACAAUCUUACAACUCACAAGUGGAACUAAAUACAUCUUCCAGCUCUUCACUGUGUUUGAAUAUGCCAAAAGCACUGGAGUAAACCACACUGCAGUCACAGCUCCUCGUAACACAGAAGAGUUCAAAUCAGUUACACAAACGGAGACCAGUAUAACUCUGGGGUGGGACAAAGUUGACGAUAUCCUCAACUAUACACUUGUGUUCAAUGGAACGGAGAUUAAUGUAAUUGCAUCAGAUGAAACUGAAGUGAAACACACAAUCUCAGAUCUUACAAGUCGAACUAAAUACAACUUCCAGCUCUUCACUGUGUUUGAAUAUGCCAAAAGCACUGGAGUAAACCUCACUGCAGUCACAGCUCCCCUUAAUGCAGAAGAUUUCAAAUCAUUUGAACAAAAUGAGACCAGUAUAACUCUGCGGUGGGACAAAGUUGACGAUAUCCUCGACUAUACACUUGUGUUCAAUGGAACGGAGACUAAUGUCCCUGCAUCAGAUGAUAUUGAAGUGAAACACACAAUCCCAGAUCUCACAAAUGGAACUAAAUACAACUUCCAGCUCUUCACUGUGUUUGAAUAUGCCAAAAGCACUGGAGUAAACCUCACUGCAGUCACAGCUCCCCUUAAUGCAGAAGAUUUCAGAUCAGUUGAACAAACGGAGACCAGUAUAACUCUGGGGUGGAAAAAUGUGGAUGCAACCUUCAACUAUACACUUGUGAUCAAUGGAGAGGGGAUUAAUGUCAAUGCAUCAGAUGAAACUGAAGUGAAAUACACAAUCCCAGAUCUCACAAAUGGAACUAAAUACAACUUCCAGCUCUUCACUGUGUUUGAAAAUGCUGAAAGCACUGGAGUAAACCUCACUGCAGUCACAGCUCCCCUUAAUGCAGAAGAUUUCAGAUCAGUUGAACAAACGGAGACCAGUAUAACUCUGGGGUGGAAAAAUGUGGAUGUAACCUUCAACUAUACACUUGUGAUCAAUGGAGAGGGGAUUAAUGUCACUGCAUCAGAUGAAACUGAAGUGAAAUACACAAUCCCAGAUCUCACAAAUGGAACUAAAUACAACUUCCAGCUCUUCACUGUGUUUGAAUAUGCCAAAAGCACUGGAGUAAACCUCACUGCAGUCACAGCUCCCCUUAAUGCAGAAGAUUUCAGAUCAGUUGAACAAACGGAGACCAGUAUAACUCUGGGGUGGAAAAAUGUGGAUGUAACCUUCAACUAUACACUUGUGAUCAAUGGAGAGGGGAUUAAUGUCACUGCAUCAGAUGAAACUGAAGUGAAAUACACAAUCCCAGAUCUCACAAAUGGAACUAAAUACAACUUUCAGCUCUUCACUGUGUUUGAAUAUGCCGAAAGCACUGGAGUAAACCUCACUGCAGUCACAGCUCCCCGUAGUGCAGGAGGCUUCAAAUCAUUUGAACAAACGGAGACCAGUAUAACUCUGCGGUGGGACAAAGUUGACGAUAUCCUCCACUAUAUACUCAAUGGAACGGAGAUUAAUGUCCCUGCAUCAGAUGACAUUGAAGUGAAUCAAACAAUCUCAAAUCUCACAAGUGGAAGUAAAUACAACUUCCAGCUCUUCACUGUGUUUGAAUAUGCCAAAAGCACUGGAGUAAACCUCACUGCAGUCACAGCUCCCCGUAGUGCAGGAGGCUUCAAAUCAUUUGAACAAACGGAGACCAGUAUAACUCUGCGGUGGGACAAAGUUGACGAUAUCCUCCACUAUAUACUCGAUGGAAAGGAGAUUAAUGUCCCUGCAUCAGAUGAAACUGAAGUGAAACACACAAUCCCAGAUCUCACAAGUGGAACUAAAUACAACUUCCAGCUCUUCACUGUGUUUGAAUAUGCCAAAAGCACUGGAGUAAACCUCCCUGCAGUCACAGCUCCCCGUAGUGCAGGAGGCUUCAAAUCAUUUGAACAAACGGAGACCAGUAUAACUCUGCGGUGGGACAAAGUUGACGAUAUCCUCCACUAUAUACUCAAUGGAACGGAGAUUAAUGUCACAGCAUCAGCUGACAUUGAAGUGAAUCAAACAAUCUCAAAUCUCACAAGUGGAACUAAAUACAACUUCCAGCUCUUCACUGUGUUUGAAUAUGCCAAAAGCACUGGAGUAAACCUCACUGCAGUCACAGCUCCCCGUAGUGCAGGAGGUUUCCGAACAGUUACACAAAAUGAGACCAGUAUAACUCUGCGGUGGGACAAAGUUGAUGCAAUCCUCAACUAUAGAAUUGGGCUCGAUGGAAAGGAGAUUAAUGUCAAUGGAUCAGAUGAAACUGAAGUGAAACACACAAUCUUACAACUCGAUAGUGGAACUAAAUACAUCUUACAGCUCUUCACUGUGUUUGAAUAUGCCAAAAGCACUGGAGUAAACCACACUGCAGUCACAGCUCCCCGUAACGCAGAAGAGUUAGAAUCAGUUGGACAAAAUGAGACCAGUAUAACUCUGCAAUGGCGGAAAGUGAAUGCAAUCCUCAAUUAUACACUUGUGAUCAAUGAAAGUAUGAUAAACGUCUCUGCAUCAGAGGGACUUGACAAAGUGAAAUAUGCAAUCUCAAACCUCACAAGUGGGACCAAAUACAAUGUCAGUCUCCUCACUGUAUUUGAAAAUGUCAAAAGCACUGGAGUAAAUUACUUUGCUGACACUGUUCCCUCAACAGUGGAUUCUGUCAAUGUGACUGAACGCUCUGUGACCAACAUAACCCUGAUGUGGCAGAGAAUGAAAAAUGACUGGGACUACCGGCUCGAAAUGAAUGGGGAAAAUAGAACAAUCCUCCAAAGUAGAACCAUGGAUGAUGUGUCCCAUUCAAUCCCAAAUCUCGAGCCUGGAACAGAGUAUCCAUUCAGAGUCAUUACACUGUUCUCUGGACUCAGCAGCAUUGCUUAUGAAGGCUUCACAGUAACAGGCAUAGACUGUGCAAAUGGAAACUGGAAUGUAACUACCUCAUCGAUCCAAGGAAGGGUUAGAGGUUUGUUCUCAAGUGCACAAGCCAGUAACACAUCAACCCCAAUUAAUGGCAGUACUGGAAAUAGCAGUGUGUCAUUUUCUGGACUUUACCCUGGCGCGACCUAUAAUGUGACCCUUCAAUAUGAGAAAAAUGACACGACAUUUGAACAAUGUAGACACACUGUGACAAUCGUUCCUCCGUAUUUAAGAUCUUCAUGUGAGUACUCUGCAGCCGGCUAUUCUAUGUCCAUCAUCUGGAAUAAACCGGAAGGUAUCUGGACUUCAGUGGAGGUGAACGUCACCGGGAAAACUCCUAAAAAGCUUGAAAAUGGGGAACAGUCUCUGGACAUUUCUGGAUUCCUACCCGCCAGAAAAUAUGAGGUGUCUAUAGCUUCAGUGUCUGGGGAUGUAAGAAGUGAUAAAGCAUUAGUUUUUUCGUGUCUUACUGAUCCAAGGGGAGUAAUUGCUGGGUCAUUCUUUGCUGUUCUGAUUUUUGCGGUCCUGGUCUGUCUGGUUUUCUUUAUUUUUCUAAAAAGACCGGAUAUUAUCAGCAGAAAAAAGCAAUUUAUUGGUGCUUCCAGACAAUCCAAAGAAAAGAGCAAAGCUAUUCCUGUGGCAAAGUUUCCAGAACAUUUCUACCAAUUAGGCGUGGAUGAAAACAGAGGUUUCAGCCAGGAAUAUGAGAGCUUCAUUCCUGUUGGCACCGACCAAACACGAAAUGCAGCCACUCUACCCGAGAACAAACCCAGGAACCGUUUCAACAAUGUUCUGCCAUAUGACUGGUGUCGGGUGAAGCUAGCUACUCCCAAUCCCAAUGGAAACUCUGACUACAUUAACGCCAGUUACAUGCCGGGUUACAACAGCAGCAAAGACUACAUUGCCUGUCAGGGUCCUCUGCCCACAACAGUCAAUGAUUUCUGGAGGAUGAUCUGGGAACAACGAGUGAGAGGCAUCGUUAUGGUAACCAAUUGCACUGAAGGAGGAAGGACGAAGUGUGAGCGGUAUUGGCCUGCAGACAGUAAGCCUGUGCCUCACGGAGAGCUGAUAGUAACCCUUAGGUCUGAGCAGCAGGAGCCCGACUGGACUUUGAGGGAAUUUAGGGUGAAAAAUAGGAACAACUCAGAGGAGCGCACAGUGAAACAUUUUCACUUCACUGCCUGGCCUGACCACGGAGUCCCUCAGGGCACAGAGGUGCUGAUCCAGUUCAGAGGACUGGUGAGACGGCACAUAGAGAGAGACGGGGCUGGAGCACCAACUGUGGUUCACUGCAGUGCUGGAGUGGGGAGGACAGGCACUAUCAUGGCCUUGGAUGUGCUGCUUCAGCAGCUAGAGAAAGAAAGAGCGGUGGGCAUCAAUGGCUUUGUGCACAAGAUGAGACUGAGUCGCCCACACAUGGUGCAAACUGAGUCUCAGUUCGUGUUCCUGCACCACUGCAUCAUGGACUGCCUGCAGCCCCAUGAGAAUACUGAAGAGAACAUCUAUGAGAAUACUGAAGAGAACAUCUAUGAGAAUGAAGACACGAUAUACGCCAACGCCACUGCACUCCGAGAGUUUCAACAAAAAAACAUAAACUAGACAACUUGACAGUACUGAUCAUCAUUCUUUUAUGCACUUAUAACUAAAUCUACAUGCUAUAUUUUUGCUAAACUGUAAAUAUGAACAGGUGAGCCUUUAUAUUAAUAUAAAUUCAUAGUAAUCUUUAGAUUUUAUUUAAUGUAUAACAUUGUGUUCAUCUUAUCAGCUUAAUGUGUAUUAUUCUUGUUAUUAUUAUUAUUAUUAUCAUGUGAGGGAACAAUAUGAUGACUGAAGAAUGUUUUCGCAUUACAUUAAUUAAAAACGAAAUGUUGGUGGAAAAGAAUGACUUUCUAUUUGUACAAGAAAUAAAAUAUUUUUUAUUAACAAAUA
Trematomus bernacchii (emerald rockcod) is the source of this 6543-nucleotide messenger RNA. RefSeq names its product protein tyrosine phosphatase receptor type H (gene ptprh). Gene Ontology annotation, biological process: protein dephosphorylation. The record is from RefSeq and is a predicted model, not a curated record. Lineage: Eukaryota; Metazoa; Chordata; Actinopteri; Perciformes; Nototheniidae. Bases 409 to 6213 code for a protein of 1934 amino acids. The transcript is spliced from 30 exons. Gene Ontology annotation, molecular function: protein tyrosine phosphatase activity; protein binding.